GAGCUAAUUUAUUUGAGUGGAGUGGAAGUAGUAGCAAGUACGUCGUAUAUGUGGUUGAUCUUUUGCUGGUUGUUUGUUUUGUUCCUUCCAAUUGUCAGAUCUGAAUCACCAGACUCACUCUUCACACUCACUCACACUGAAUGGCUUCUGAAGGCGACCAUCACCACCACCACCACCACCAUCAAGAUCACGAUCAUCAUCAUCAUGAUCAUGAUCACCAUCAUCAUCACGAUGGAGAGGGAGAGACCAAGUCAUGGGUAGGUAAGGAUGGGAAGGUGUACCAUAGCCACGAUGGUCUGGCGCCGCAUUCUCACGAACCCAUUUACUCCCCCGGCUACUUCACCAGAAGAGCUCCACCGCUUCUCAACAGAAACUUCAACGAAAGAGCCUUCACCGUCGGAAUCGGUGGACCCGUCGGUACUGGCAAAACAGCUCUCAUGUUGGCCCUUUGUGAACUCUUGCGCGAAAACUACAGUCUCGCAGCUGUGACAAAUGAUAUAUUCACUAAAGAGGAUGGUGAGUUCUUGGUGAAGCACAAAGCACUUCCUGAGGAAAGGAUACGCGCUGUAGAAACUGGGGGUUGCCCACAUGCUGCUAUUCGGGAGGACAUCAGUAUUAAUCUUGGACCGCUGGAGGAGCUUUCUAACCUCUUCAAAGCAGAUAUACUUCUUUGUGAAUCUGGGGGAGAUAACCUGGCUGCCAAUUUCAGCAGGGAAUUGGCUGACUAUAUUAUUUACAUAAUAGACGUGUCUGGCGGUGAUAAAAUUCCUCGGAAAGGUGGUCCUGGAAUCACGCAAGCUGAUCUCCUUGUGAUAAACAAGACUGACCUUGCUCCUGCAAUUGGGGCUGAUUUGGCAGUCAUGCAGCGGGAUGCUCUGCGGAUGAGAGAUGGAGGGCCAUUUGUCUUUGCACAGGUGAAGCAUAAGAUUGGAGUAGAAGAAAUUGGGAAUCUUGUCUUGCAGGCAUGGGAAGCAGCCACAGGGAAUAAGCGUCAUUAACAUUUCUUUGAAAAACGGUUUCCUUUGUGUUGUAUAUUUUCUUAGCAUGUUUAGUAAUAACUCCAGAAACAUGAUGUUCACGACGUGGAUUCGAGUUCUUAUGUUGUGUCUGUUCCUGCAUGUUACAGUAUCAAGUUCAUAAACAUGUUACUACUUGGACCUAAUCUGUAUGUGCGACUCAUCUUUUUCUCUGUUUUUUUGUUAAACUCCCUGAUGGUGCACUUGUUUAGAAAGGAAAAAAUGUACUAUGAAAAUGAAACUUAUUCCAUGCUUGCUAA
Glycine soja is the source of this 1276-nucleotide messenger RNA. RefSeq names its product urease accessory protein G. Gene Ontology annotation, molecular function: GTPase activity; nickel cation binding. The record is from RefSeq and is a predicted model, not a curated record. The coding region runs from base 141 to 998 and encodes 285 amino acids. NCBI's taxonomy places the organism in Eukaryota, Viridiplantae, Streptophyta, Magnoliopsida, Fabales, Fabaceae. The transcript has 6 exons.